AUGUCCUACCUCUACAGCGACGACACGCCUGCGGACGUGAAGAACGCCAAGGGCCUGCACCUUGUCACUCAGAGCACGCCCAACGGCCAGAAGGUCCAAAUCUUCCUGGAGGAACUCGCCCAGGUCUACGGCAUUGAAUGGACCACAACGCUUAUCAACAUCGCAACGAAUGAGCAAAAGAAGGACUGGUUCCUGCGGCUGGACCCCAACGGCCGCAUUCCAAUCAUUAUUGACAACACACAAAACCCACCUUUCCCGGUGCACGAGACAUCAGCAGAGCUCCUGUACCUGCUCAAGAAGUACGACAAGGACGAUGCCUUUGGCUUCAAGGACGACCUCGAGCGCAGUCAGGCGCUGCAGUGGCUCUUCUUCUGGCACGGCAGCGGAGCGCCAUACCAGGGCCAGCUGAACCACUUCGGCAAAUUUGCCAAAGAGAAGAUCCCUUAUGCCAUCGAGCGCUUCCGCAAUGAGACGCUGCGUGUCUACGGCGUACUUGAGAUCCACCUGUCGGGCAAGUACAGCGGCGAGCCCCGCGAGUACCUGGCCGGCAAGGGCAAGGGCAAGUACAGCGUCGCGGACAUCGGCACCUGGCCGUGGAUUGCGAAGUGGGAGUUCAGUGGGCUCACCAAGGAGGACCUGAAGCAGUUCCCACACCUGCUCCAGUGGAUCGACAGGAUCGCGCAGAGGCCGGCGGUCAAGGCGGGUACGGGCGAGAAGUACCAGCAGAAGUAA
Molecule: messenger RNA, 732 nt
Organism: Diplodia corticola
Lineage: Eukaryota; Fungi; Ascomycota; Dothideomycetes; Botryosphaeriales; Botryosphaeriaceae
Product: glutathione s-transferase
Exons: 2
Coding region: 1-732 (243 amino acids)
Source: RefSeq, a predicted model, not a curated record